CUUAAUUGUGCACGCCCACUUUUUAGCCCCACGAGCCGCCCCUGCUUUUCUUCUUAUAUUAAAGAUUUGUUCUUCCCGAAGCCUCACGUCUUGUCUCCCGUCCAUGAUCAAAGUCCCACCUAGAUCUAUAUAAAAACCACGAAAAAAGACAGUGAGUCAAUUGGAUCAGGUGAUGUGCAGGUUGUUUUCGGGAAUUCAAGGAAUGUCGUCAGUGCUGGAUUUACCAUCCGUCCUAUUUAUAGGUUGACUGCUCCGCCAAUCAAAACUCGUUGAAGAGAAGAGUCAGUUCUUUAAAUAGAAUGUAGGCACUAUGUCUUUUUCUGGAAAAUGGAAAGUCAAAAUAUGACCCUGUGUCUGUGUGGCAUCGACUUGUCGGGCGUUCAGCCUUUGUAAAUUAUGUAGGCCGAAACCAACAGAAGUUUUACAGCUUGUCAGCAUUGUCGGUCAUUCAGUGGUAUAAGGUUUCGGUUUCUGUCGUCGCGAAAAGAGGUUACCAGAUACUUACAGACACAGGCCCCGUUCGGCUCAGUCUAGUGAAAGGAAUUAUCCCAUGAUCAUCGAUUCGGAAUCAAGAUCUCUAGAUCGUAGUAUAGAUCUGACUAGAUACCUGGACGAAGAUUCAGUUCAUUGACAUAUAUAUGUGCCACUUGUUGUUAUAUAUUCCUUUGACUACAAGGUGUUAUUAUAUAAGUCGGUCCUGGACAUUCUUGGACAUUCUCUCAGUUCAGCUUGGAAACGAUUCUGGUUUCACAGGCUGCUUUUGAGCCUGCUUCUCAGUGCGAACUCCUGUGAAAUUACUGUGACAGAUUGGUGACUUAUACAAUGGAUUCAGACGAACCACAGAAAGGAAAGAGGGGCAGGAAGAGACAAAAUGAUGAGGAAAGUUUAACAGGUGAAGAACUGAAGAAAAAACAAAAAAACAGAGAUGCUGCUAAGAAAUGCAGACAAAAGAAAGUGAAGGAGGCUGAAGAUUUAAAACAGAGGAAUAAUCAGUUGGAAAAUGAAAAUGAGGAUCUUUCGAAGAGAAAAAUUCAUUUAGAAGAAGAGGUCAACAAACUGUCACAAAUUAUUCGAGAUCACAUGAAAAGAGGAUGUCAACUACCCGUUCAUGUGAGGUCCAUCUUGGAGAAUUCAUGCUCCAACUCUACUCACAGUCAUCUCCAUGAUGCUUCUGCUGUACAGCCCACGGUCACUGCUGUUCCACAGAAUCUUCCUGAAUCUGAUUCCUUUACUUCAAAACCGCCUGCAGCUGUAAUGCUCUUCAGUGGAAAACCUAUCCAAGAGGGCACAAGGAGCAGACCGCAGCAGUCAGUGUCCAUUGUAAGGAGCCCUUCCUCCCAGUCCCCAUCACCCAGAACGGUCACUCCCAAUCAAGGGGUGAACCAAGGUGCUCUAAGUGAGCCAGGAGAACAAUUAGACUUAAGUGACUUUCUGAUGAAAGGCGCUGCCAUUCCUCAGUCUGGACCUCUAGCGCCGGUCCGUCACAUCGUUGACAAUCCCCCGCGAAUGCAGCUGCGGAAUCAGUAUUCCUCCGAGUCGAGCAGCAGUGCUAUGAGUAUUCCUUCUGUCGUGUAUGAGGAGAACGACAUUGACGAGACCUCUGUCAGCCAUCAGAUGUCUGUGAGAAGUUCUGGUUUGAACAUGAAUGAACUCAUGAACAGAGCUUUGAGAAAAUCCAGAGAGGAGCCUGGUAUUGAAGCUGAGACUCACACGAACAGUUUUUAUGACCAGAAUGUCGAGAAUUACGGCAGCCUGUACAACACAGACAAUGUUACCAAUGUUAUUGUGAGUGAUGGUGUGCAACAAAUUGUUGUUGGUGGCUCCUCAAUUAACCCCUCCUAUAUGGAGAACCAAGUGGUUCCUGGUAACGUUGCAGUUACAAGUGGUCAGAAUAUUGUGGUCCAAAGAAUGAUGGUUAGUGGCACACCACAACCUUCAGCAGACAAUGGCUCUUUGAAUAUCUCAACGGCAGAGCUGCUGGCCCCAGCCUUGUUGAACAUUUCUCCUUCGGAGAUGUCGCCCUCCCUUCAGCAACAAAUUAAAAGUAACUACAGCACUUCUUCCAGGUCUUCCGUGUCCUCCUCCCCAUCUUUGUCGUUGUCUUCUCAACAGAUUGCCAACACUUCUGCCACAGAAUUCCAAGUGGACCACUCACAGAGUGAACAGAUAAGUCAGCAUGCUGUGUACGCUCAGAGUCCGCAAGACCAAAUGCUUCUGAUGCAACAACAGCAGCAGCAGCCUGUACAAACUGUUGAUGUUCCCAUGGCUCGUCCUACUCAGAACCAAUCUGCAUCUAAUGUGCAGAAUUCCAACAAACCACUCAUUGUAAAGAAAGAUGGUAACAUUUUAGUGUUGGAGCCCAAACCCAAUGGUAAACAUUUAGUGCACCACUUAAAAGGCAAAGAGCUUGUCAAUACUGGUAUUGAAGUAGAUAUUAAGAGGAACCACCAAGGCACUGUGGCUCAAACUGAACUACAAACUGCCUCAGUACCUCAUGUUGUCAAUGGUGUAGGUAUGGAAGUAACCAGGAUGGGAACACAGUCUGUAGAGAGUCAACCAAAUAGUGCUGCUUUUGUGGUCAACUCUGAGCAGACAAACCAGUCUCUGUAUGUUCAAGUACCAUCUAGUGGUGCCACACAGGUACCGGUAGACCGUUUGGCCCUUCCCGGUAUGACUUACACCAUAGAAACGCAGAUUAUGUAAUUUUCCCCUAUAUGGUAUAGCAAAGCCAACCCAAAAGUACUGUCAAAAUUGUCUAAGACGGCCGCCUACCGUUGAGAAGAAAAAUGGUAAUUCUAGACAGAUGGACGUCUUGCAGAAUGUCAUUACAAUAUUACCCACCCACCCCAAAAAAAAAAAAUACACAGGAGCUGAUGAGCGGGAAAUGAUCAGCUGUAGAGUCUUUUAUAUUUAUACAUAUGUUCUUAUACCGUGGUUAAUGGUAUUACUGUACACCAGGCGUUUUUCAUGUUCUACAUGAAUUUUCAGUUUUUGUGAUUUUGAAAGAAACCUGUGAAUUCCAAGUCAUGAAAUGUUAGAGUAUUAUUUGAGUGUUAUUAAGACUAUACUUUGUCUUUAAAUGUCUAUCUUAUUUAACUUGUUUUCUGCACUUCGUGGCAUUGGAGUUCAAUUGCAAUGAAAAAUUAGAUGGCUGUAUACUAGUAUACAUCUAGAAGUAUUUCAGACAGCAUAAAUUACACUGAGCAAUUCAGAUCGCAAAUUCGAAAUGUUCAGGAAAAACUAAAUGUGC
Messenger RNA from Aplysia californica (California sea hare), 3250 nucleotides. RefSeq lists its product as uncharacterized. NCBI's taxonomy places the organism in Eukaryota, Metazoa, Mollusca, Gastropoda, Aplysiida, Aplysiidae. The transcript is spliced from 4 exons. Gene Ontology annotation, molecular function: DNA-binding transcription factor activity. Gene Ontology annotation, biological process: regulation of DNA-templated transcription. The record is from RefSeq and is a predicted model, not a curated record. The coding region runs from base 823 to 2703 and encodes 626 amino acids.